CCCCGCCGCGGCGGCCGGGGGUCUCGCCGACGACCAUGACGGCGGCCGCCAACUGGGUGGCGAACGGGGCCAGCCUGGAGGACUGCCACUCCAACCUCUUCUCCCUGGCUGAACUCACGGGAAUCAAAUGGCGUAGGUACAAUUUUGGCGGGCACGGGGAGUGCGGCCCCAUCAUUUCGGCCCCAGCCCAGGAUGACCCCAUCCUGUUAAGUUUCAUUCGCUGCUUGCAAGCCAAUCUGCUGUGCGUGUGGCGCCGUGAUGUCAAACCGGAUUGCAAAGAAUUGUGGAUAUUCUGGUGGGGCGACGAGCCAAACCUAGUAGAUGUGAUUCAUCAUGAGCUGCACAUGGUGGAAGAAGGAUUGUGGGAGAACGGGCUUUCCUACGAAUGCAGGACUCUCCUCUUCAAAGCGAUCCACAAUUUACUGGAAAGGUGCCUGAUGGAUAAGAACUUCGUCCGGAUCGGAAAGUGGUUCGUGCGGCCGUACGAGAAGGAUGAGAAGCCGGUCAACAAAAGCGAGCACCUGUCCUGCGCCUUCACCUUCUUCCUGCACGGCGAGAGCAACGUGUGCACCAGCGUGGAGAUCGCCCAGCAUCAGCCCCUCUACCUAGUGAACCAGGACCACCUCCACGUGGCCCAGGCCUCGCCGGCUCCCUUCCCAGUGCUCCUGAGCCCGUACGGCUUAAACGGCAUGCUGACGGGCCAGGCUUACAAGAUGGGCGACCCGGCCACCCGGAAGCUGAUGGAGGACUGGCAGCAUUUCUACCCCACGGUGCUCAAGAAGAAGGAAGAACCCAAGGAGGACCAGGACCUGGGCUACGACGAUGAUUUCCCCGUGGCCGUGGAAGUAAUUGUCGGCGGCGUCCGGAUGGUCUACCCUUCGGCCUUCGUGCUCGUCUCUCAGAACGACAUCCCCGUGGCGCCCGGCGGCCCCGGCGGCCCCGGGCAGCAGGGCCUCGGGAGCGGGAAGGAUCCCGGCUCCUGCGGGAUGCCGCUCACGCCGCCCACCUCUCCGGAGCAGGCCGUCGUGGGUGACGGUGGAGGUGCCCAGAGUACUUUUGGCCACUUCCCCACCCAGGACGGGAUGAUCACUAAGCACAGCCCAAAGAGACUGGGGAAGACCCCUCCCAAGCUCCACAAUCACAUGGUCCAUAGAGUUUGGAAGGAGUGCAUCCUCAAUAGGACACAACCCAAGAGGAGUCAGCUGGCUACUCCAAACCUCGAGGAGGAGUCUUCUCAUAACGCGGCUUCUUGGGAUUUUGCGGAUCCGAUACAGAGAGUCAGCUGUUCUUGUUCCAGGCACAAGCCUUUCAAACAACGCUGCGCCUCCGGGCCGGCCCGACCCCCCACGAUAGCGCAGCCGGGGUUCGCCGGGGGCCCCGCGUCCUCGUUGCCGCCUCCCGCCUCCUCGAAGCACAAAACGGCAGAAAGACCGGAGAAGGGAGACAAAGCGCAGAAGCGGCCGACGAUGCCCUUUCACCACCGGCCCUCGGUGGCCGAAGAGCUGUGCGUGGACCAGGAGCCGGCGGGGCAGAAGCUGACCCUGGCAGCCAUCGAUUCCUCCCCAGAAGUCGCCGACGGCCGGAAAUUCGAGAAGCAGAUGGCCCUGCCGUCCAGAAACCCCGGCAAGCAAAUGAAUCUGAAUCCCAUGGAUUCUCCUCACUCCCCCAUCUCCCCCCUGCCCCCGACCCUCAGCCCCCAGCCGCGGGGCCCGGAGGCGGAGAGCCUGGAGGCCCCCUCCGUCCCGGGGAACCCCGCGCUCUAUGCCAACGGGCUGGACCUCCAGCCCUUCCCCGGCCUGGACGAUCGGACGGUUCUGGUGGGCCCGAGGCUGCCGGUCAUGGCGGAGGUCAGCGAGACCGCCUUGUAUUGCGGUCUCGCGCCCCCGAACCUCGAGGCGUCCAAGAAGUGGCACGGCUACUGGCUCCCUCCGAGCGACGAUCCGGAGUUCAGGCCUCCGGAGCUCCGGGGGGAAGGAUACGAGGACGCUAAGGCCGAGGCCAACGCGGACAACACGGCCCUGAAAAGACUGUUAGCACAGCCUAAUAAACGGUUUAAAAUCUGGGAGAACAAGCAGGCCCAGGUGCCAAUGCUAAACUACCUUGACCCGUUGCCUGUAAUCCAGCCGCCUGGGGAGGGCUUGGGCGAGCUCAGCGACCCUUACACUUUCGAAGACGGUGACAUAAAAUAUAGCUUCACCGUCAACAAGAGAUGCAAACUUGGAGCGGAGAAAGAUCCUCUGAAAAAGAACAAGUCGGAGGACGGAUUUGGUACCAAGGAGUUCCCCGCCCCAGGUCAUUCCAACCCAGUGGCUGACGGGAAAGAUGCCAUGUCAAUUUUCAGUCCUGCUCCUAAAACAGAUGCCCGGCAGGACAGCGCAGCCGGCAGAGCGGGCACGGGGAGCCUCACCCAGGUGACGGACCUGGCCCCUUCCAUCAAUGACCUGGACAACAUCUUCGACAAUUCAGAUGACGACGAGCUCGGGGCCGUCUCGCCAGCUCUGCGGUCAUCCAAAAUCCCUCCGGCGGGGACCGAAGCCCGACCCCCGGGGAAGGAAGGGCGAACAGCUAUGCCUUGCCCACCAACAGUGGCAGAUCUGCAGAGGAUGUUCCCAACUCCUCCAUCUUUGGAACAGCACCCCGCCUUCUCCCCCGUGAUGAAUUAUAAAGAUGGAAUUAGCUCGGAGGUGGCGCCGGCAUUAGGCGUGAUGGAGAGCCCCGUGGUCACCAUGGUUACCACCCAGCUCACCGACUUCAAAAUGGAAGUGGAAGACGGGAUGGGCAGCCCCAAGCCGGAGGAGAUGAAGGACUUCUCAUACGUACACAGAGCCACGACAUUCCAACCUCUGGUGAGCUCCUCAAUGUUUGCCCCGCUGAAGAUGCUCCCGAGCCAGUGCCUGCUGCCCCUGAAGAUCCCGGAGGCCUGCCUCUUCCGGCCUUCGUGGGCCAUCCCGCCGAAAAUCGAGCAGCUGCCCCUGCCGCCCACGGCCCCCUUCAUCAGAGACGGCUACAACAACGUGCCCAGCGUGGGCAGCCUGGCGGACCCAGACUACCUGCAGAUGAACACGCCCAUCGCCCUCAACGGCGCCGCCAGCAACAGCGGGGCGGGCGUCCUGCCCUCGCCGGCCACGCCCCGCUUCUCCGUCCCCACCCCCCGCACGCCCCGCACCCCGCGGACCCCCCGGGGGGCGGGGGCGUCCAGCGGCCAGGGCUCGGUGAAGUACGACGGGCCGGACCAGGGCUCCCCGGCUUCGACUCCGUCCACGUCGCGGCCCCUGAGCUCGGUGGAGCCGGCCACGGGCCGGCCCAUCCCCGAGGCCCACAGCCUCUACGUCACCCUGCUCCUGUCCGACUCGACGCUCAACAUCUUCAAGGACCGCAACUUCGACAGCUGCUGCGUCUGCGCCUGCAACAUGAACGUCAAGGGGGCCGACGUGGGCCUCUACAUCCCCGACUCCUCCCACGAGGACCAGUACCGCUGCACCUGUGGCUUCAGCGCCAUCAUGAACCGCCAGCUGGGCUACGACUCGGGCCUCUUCCUCGAGGACGAGCUGGACAUCUUCGGGAGGACGUCCGACACCGGCCGGGCGGCCGAGCGCCGGCUGACCCUCUGCCGGACUGCCCCGCCCCCCCGGGAUCCCCCGACCAGCCUCCUGCUCCUGCUGCAGACCCAGCACGCGCAGCCCUUCUCCGCCCUGACCUGCCCGGACCCCGCCCCGACCUCCUUCUCGCCCUCCCGUGCCGCCGCCCCCUCCUGCCCGUCGUCCUCAUCCUCGUCGUCCUCGGCCUCGUCGUCCUCAUCGGCCGCCGGCGGCCCCCCACCCCUCCACAUGCCCCCCGGCGGGGCCUGGACCUACGAUAGGGUGCGGGCGGACGACAACGACUCGUGGAUGGAGUGUUUCAACGCCCUGGAGCAGGGCCGCCAGUACGUGGACAACCCCACCGGCGGCAAGGUGGACGAGGCCCUGGUCCGGGCCGCCACCGUGCACUCCUGGCCCCACAACAACGUGCUGGACAUCAGCGUCCUCUCCUCCCAAGACGUGGUGCGUAUGUUGCUGUCUUUGCAACCCUUUCUCCAGGACGCGAUCCAAAAAAAGCGGACGGGUCGGACGUGGGAGAAUAUCCAGCACGUGCAGGGUCCCCUCACAUGGCAGCAGUUCCAUAAGAUGGCGGGGCGAGGCACCUACGGUUCCGAGGAGUCUCCCGAGCCCCUGCCCAUCCCCACCCUGCUGGUCGGCUACGACAAAGACUUCCUGACCAUCUCGCCGUUCUCGCUGCCGUUUUGGGAGAGGCUACUGAUGGACCCGUACGGGGGCCACCGGGAUGUUGCCUAUAUCGUGGUUUGCCCGGAAAAUGAGGCCUUGCUCGAAGGAGCCAAAACUUUCUUCAGGGACUUGAGUGCUGUCUAUGAGAUGUGUCGACUGGGCCAGCACAAACCCAUCUGCAAAGUGCUGCAGGACGGGAUCAUGCGCGUCGGGGAGACGGAGUCCCAGAAGCUGACCGACGAACUCGUGAGCGAGUGGUUCUGCCAGUCUUGGGGCAGCGAGGAGAGCGACAAUCAUUCCAGACUCAAACUUUACGCGCAAGUCUGCCGCCAUCACCUAGCACCUUAUUUGGCCACCCUGCAACUGGACAGCAGCCUGCUGGUGCCACCCAAGUACCAGGCCGCGGCGGCCCCGGUGACCCCAGCGCCUCCCCACCCGGGCUGUGCCCCGCCGGCCCCCGCCCCGGGGGUCCCGCCCUUGGCCAGCUCCUUCCACGCCGGCGCCAGCGGAGGCGGAGGGGCCGCCAACCCGGCCUCCUCCGCUCCUCCGGCCUCCUCUUCCUCCGUGCCGGCUGCCAACCCCUCGGCCCCCACCUCCUCCUCCUCGGGCUUCGGCGGCGGCGGCCCGGGGGGCGGCGCAGCGGAAAGGACCCAGGGAAACGGCGGGGAGCCCGAAUCGGGGCCUGGCUCCGCCCAGCAGCUGCAGCAGCAGGAAAGCCAAGAGAGCGUUCCCGAGAGGGACAAGAUCGGGAUCCCCACGGAGCCGGAGUCGGCAGACAGCCAGGCCUACCCCCCGGCCGUGGUCAUCUACAUGGUGGACCCCUUCACCUACACGGCCGAGGACGGCUCCGCCUCGGCCAACUUCUGGCUCUUGAGUCUGAUGCGCUGCUACACGGAGAUGCUCAACAACUUGCCCGAGAACAUGCGCAGCUCCUUCAUCCUCCAGAUCGUGCCUUGCCAGUACAUGCUGCAGGCGAUGAAGGGCGAGCAGGUUUUCUACAUCCAGCACUUGAAGUCCAUGGCGUUUUCGGUGUACUGCCAAUGCCGACGGCCCCUGCCCACGCAGAUUCACAUAAAGUCCCUCACGGGCUUCGGGCCGGCCGCCAGCGUCGAGAUGACCCUCAAGAACCCUGAGCGGCCCAGUCCGAUCCAGCUGUACUCGCCCCCCUUCAUCCUGGCCCCCAUCAAGGACAAACAGACGGAGCUGGGAGAGACGUUUGGAGAGGCCAGCCAGAAGUACAACGUGCUCUUCGUCGGCUACUGCCUGUCCCAUGACCAGCGCUGGCUGCUCGCCUCCUGCACCGACCUCCACGGCGAACUCCUGGAGACUUGCAUUGUAAAUAUUGAUCUGCCGAACAGAUCCCGGAGAAGUAAAGUGUCCGCCCGCAAGAACGGGCUGCAGAAGCUGUGGGAAUGGUGCACCGGGAUUGUGCAGAUGACAUCCUUGCCCUGGAGGGUUGUCAUUGGGCGUCUCGGCAGGCUGGGCCACGGAGAGCUGAAAGAUUGGAGCACCCUCCUCGGAGAAUGCUCCCUGCAGACAAUCAGCAAACAGCUGAAGGAAGCGUGCCGGAUGUGCGGCGUCUCCUCGGCAGACUCCCCCUCCAUCCUCAGCGCCUGUCUGGUUGCCAUGGAGCCUCAGGGGUCCUUCGUCGUCAUGCCAGAUGCUGUGACCAUGGGCUCCGUGUUUGGCCGCAGCACCGCUCUGAAUCUGCAGUCCUCCCAGCUCAACACCCCUCAAGACGCCUCCUGCACCCACAUCCUGGUGUUCCCCACCUCCUCCACCAUCCAGGUGGCACCUGCCAACUACCCCAACGAGGACGGGUUCAGCCCCAACAACGACGACAUGUUCGACCUCCCCUUCCCGGACGACAUGGACAACGACAUUGGAAUUUUAAUCACGGGGAACCUCCACUCGUCGCCCAACUCCUCCCCGGCCCCAUCCCCUGGCUCCCCGGGGAUCGGCAUGGGCCCUCACUUCCAGCACAGUCGGAGUCAAGGAGAACGCCUGCUUUCUAGAGAAGCCCCCGAAGAACUGAAGCAGCAGCCUCUCGCCCUGGGGUAUUUCGUGUCGACCGCCAAAGCCGAGAAUCUCCCUCAGUGGUUCUGGUCAGCCUGCCCACAGGCCCAGAAUCAGUGUCCCCUGUUCCUGAAGGCUUCCCUGCAUCACCACAUCUCCGUGGCCCAGACGGAUGAUCUUCUGCCGGCCCGGAAUUCCCAGCGGGUUCCGCACCCUCUAGACUCCAAAACCACCUCUGACGUCCUGAGGUUUGUGUUGGAGCAGUACAAUGCACUGUCGUGGCUCACCUGUAACCCUGCCACUCAGGAUCGCUCCUCUUGCCUUCCCGUCCACUUCGUGGUGCUCACCCAGCUAUAUAACGCCAUCAUGAAUAUACUCUAGUCGUCGGAAAAGCACUUGUCCUCUCCGGGUCGGUCCCCUCCCCAGGUGACACCCCUCUCUCCCACCACCACGUCACCCCCUUCCCCGCUGAUCCAAGAAGCGCGUCGACUGCAAUCGCCGCCUCUUCCUUCGCUUCCGGUCGGCCUCCCCUUCGCCGCGGGCUGUGCUUCCGCUGCUCAGUGAGCACUUGCCUGCUCUCCUUCAGUGUUCCUUCUGCCCCACCACCCCCGGAGUGACAAAUGGACAGUCGGUCUUCAAGACAUGGGCCCAUCUCCAGCGGUCAGUGUACCUGCAGGACAGAAAAGGAAAACGGACCCAGAGGAGACGGUGUCCAUCGGCCCUGGGGACGACCACGCGUCGCCCCUUGGGCUCAAGCUCUCCGGUGGUCAGGGAGGGCGGCCGGCAGGUGACCCCUACCCCCACCCUCCUCCCGGCGGAUGGGCCCGAAGGCAACGUGGGAUUUCCUUCCCGUCAGCGGUGAUGUGAACAGCCUGGGGGUAUUUUUCAUUCUGUCUAUUUAUUUUAGGUUGUCUUGUUGUGGUCUUUCCGUCACCGUGGUUGUUGUUGUGGAAUUAGCGAGGACCGGGUACAGCAGGUGAAACCCAAAUCCGAUCCGCCCCGGGAUGAUUCAUCUGUCGACCUGUCCGUCCUCUCCCCCGCGAGAGAGCGGAAAGGGGGUGGGAGCCAGCGAGGCGACCAGCCCGGAGUCAGGGGUCACGGUUGGCAGGUGUCCACGCGGCAGCGUCCAACAACUCGGGGCUUGGGAAUCCCGCCGUUUCCCCGGUGUCCGCAAGUGGCCUGUGUUGAAUGAAGGAAAAACACUGGACAGCAGAGAGGACCACUCUAGCCCCAGGGCCGAACUGGGCCGAUGGGUACGUUAACAACCGUAGAGUUUACCACUGAGCUAUAUUUUUCACCCCCGCGCCACCGAAGUCCAAUAACGAUGCUGGAAAACAAGGAUUGAAAAGAUGGAAGCAGAUGACUUCAUCCGCGUGGCGAAAGAAAGAGCUUGCCCUCGCGGGAGGGAGAAAGAAAACAAAACGGUGGCGAAUAUGGUGUCUCUUUUCUGGACUAUAGGAAUAUUAUUUCAAAGAAAUAAUCAAAGUUAACGAGGAAAGGAUCUGCGGGCUCGGAGGCCCUGGAGCCAAGCUGGAAGUCGGCGCGGCCUCUCGGCGACGGCGAAUCGGUUCGAUCGUCUCCGUCGAACGCGGGGUUGGCACCGGGCAUCCAGACCCUGAGGAACGGUGGGUCAUCGGGCAGAGCGGCCUUCCCCCGCCCCCCUAGAUAUCCCGCCCAGACCCAGUCGCCGGCCGAGAGAAUCAUGCAAAUUUUAAAACGUUCUUCCAAAAGACUUCAGUGUUCUGGUUAAUGAAAAAAACAACAACAACAAAAAAAGAACCAACAAAAAAAAAAAAACCCAACGUAAAGGAAAAAUGUAAUAAUUGCUAUGAUUUUUUUUAAAGUAUUUUUCUUGAGAUAAUCUAACGUUGAAAAGCAAAUUAUAUUAAGAAAAAGGAGUCUGCUGGACGGUGGGGAUGGCAGAGCAAAACCUGUAUCUGAGUUUCUCCCGGUUCUCUGCACUCACCCAGCAGGGAGACAAUGCGGAGAGCAUCUUGUCCCUCUCUGGGCGGUUUAUAGGUUCCCACGUAUACGCUCAAUCAAACCAUUUGUAUCUAACGUGUACAGUGUAAAAUUGACUUGAAAAAUAUCGCAGUGCUAUUUUUUCUUAAUCAGAAAGGAGAAUUCUCAAGGCCUUUUGAAGAGCAUAAGAUGAUGAAGAUUGUAAACUUGUAUAAAAAAAAUUAACACGGUGAGCAAACAAAUUGUAAAGUUAGACAUUUGUAAUCUUUACCACUUGGGGGUUGUUUUUUUCCCGGAAUUCAUCAGAACUUUGGAUUUUUUUUCUAUUGGGCUGUUUUUACACAGGGGCUUUUUCUUCCCUAGAAACCCAGUUCUAAGCAAAAAAGGGAAAAACAAACAAAAAAAAAACACCCCACAAAAAUUGCAAAAAAAAAAAAGAAUGGCAGCAAAGGGUAGUUUUCAUCUGGUGUCGUUUUUAUUUAAGUCUUUUUUUUAAGUUAAAAGCUGGUGACAUAUUUAUACGUUUUGUGCAAAAUAAAUGAAUGGCAAUAGAUUUUAAAAAAUCUUAUUAUGUACUUCUGUGUGAAAAAGUCUGUAUAAUAUUUCCCUUAAAUAUGCAUUAUUUUACUUGUGAGUUUUUUACUGAAUUAAUCUGAAAUGUACAAGCCCCGGAUUUGCUACAGAGGGAAGAAGUUAUUUUAUUUUUUGUUUUUAAUUUCUAAUUUUGGAAAUCACGUAGGGAGCAGAACUAUUAC
Tachyglossus aculeatus (Australian echidna) is the source of this 8995-nucleotide messenger RNA. RefSeq names its product mediator complex subunit 13L (gene MED13L). Bases 36 to 6659 code for a protein of 2207 amino acids. Gene Ontology annotation, biological process: regulation of transcription by RNA polymerase II. Gene Ontology annotation, molecular function: transcription coregulator activity. The record is from RefSeq and is a predicted model, not a curated record. The transcript is spliced from 31 exons. Lineage: Eukaryota; Metazoa; Chordata; Mammalia; Monotremata; Tachyglossidae. Gene Ontology annotation, cellular component: mediator complex.